CAAAAUAGCAACGGCAAAGGCCACCAUUGAGGCAACGAAAACGACAACGACAACGACAACGACAUCGACAACAACAAUGCAAACCGGUUCUGCGCACCGAAACGCGACGCGAAGUUGAACCUACGCCGCAGGCUAGAGAGAGACAGCUACAGUCACAACACUGUGGCGCGAAUGUGUAGAAAAGUGUAACUUGUAACUACAAAUUGCAGUGCAACUGUCUGUGUCAGUGUCCGUGACUUGUGUGCGAGUGUGUGUGUUUGUGUGUGUAACAAUUGCAAGAUCAGCUUCGGCUUCUUGUGACUCUUAGCCAGGCACAGACCAGACCAAACCAAACGAGACCCUUCCUUCUGCUCAACUCAAUAACCAAACUCGUGCACAACUUGUCGUUUCGCAUACGCACCGUUGUCCACCCGUGUAUCGUGUCGCGUUUUCUGUUUUCUGUUUUGACACUCGCGUCGCCAUGGGUGCCAAGGUGUAUACAACUACUAUAACCGCCAGCUGCUCUACAUGAUAAUGGAACUCAAACUCGAACUCGCAGCUAAACCCAAAGCUCAAGCUCGAACUGGAACUAAAACAGUCCCGCUCGAGUGAACAACGGUCGCCAUCAACAGCAACAGCAACAGCAACAUCGCUAUCGCCAUUGCCAUUCUCGCUUCGCGUCGCGUUUGCCCGUGUCGAUGACAAGUUUGUGCCUGCUUUGCGCCCUUAUCUGACCCUGUUGGCAAAAACAUCUCAAAGAUAUAACAACAAAAUAAUACUGUAUAGCAGUAAUACAACUUAGUAGUCAAUGUGCCGCAAUUGCGACACGCUUAAUAAAUGUGUGACCAAGUGCUGAAAACUGUGUAGAAUGUAAAAUAAAAACUGUUUUAAGCAAACGCUUCAUAGCGAUCUAUUGAAAUGGUGCAUAAUUGAAUAUUAAAAUAACAUAGAACUGUGAAAAUCAAAUAGACAAAAAGAUUAUAAAAUAAAUAUAGUGUUAACAAUGCAAGAAGUGUGCAGCACAUUAGACAGCACCCAAAUGGGAGCCCAGAUUAAAUCGGAGUCACCACUGAAUCCGCUGCAGGUGCAAACGGGCCAAACAGCGGUGGCAUCUGUGGUUGCCGGACCGGGGCAACAGCCGCAGGGACCGCCGCCGGCUGUGAUGCUUGUCAACAAAAUGGCACCGAACUGUGAUAAACGAGCGGCGGACACCGCCUACUGGAUGGCCUCCGAGGGGGGUUUCAUAAACUCGCAGCCCUCGAUGGCCGAGUUUCUCAAUCACUUGAGUCCUGAGAGCCCGAAAAUUGGCACACCUGUUGGCGGUGUCGUUGGCGGUGUUGGUGGCGGUGGAGUCGGAGGUGUCGGUGUCGGUGGCGGAUAUCCGGUUGGUGUUGGUGUGCCACAGACGCCGGAUGGGAUGGACUCGGUGCCCGAGUACCCAUGGAUGAAGGAGAAGAAGACAUCGCGCAAGAGCAGCAACAACAACAAUCAGGGUGAUAACUCCAUAACUGAAUUCGUUCCAGAAAAUGGCCUGCCCCGACGUCUGCGCACCGCGUACACAAACACGCAGCUGCUCGAGCUGGAGAAGGAAUUCCAUUUCAAUAAAUAUUUAUGCCGCCCAAGAAGAAUUGAAAUUGCAGCCAGCUUGGAUCUAACCGAGCGACAAGUUAAAGUCUGGUUCCAGAAUCGUCGCAUGAAGCAUAAAAGACAAACGCUCUCCAAGACAGACGACGAGGACAACAAAGACAGUCUCAAAGGUGACGAUGAUCAAUCCGACAGCAACUCGAAUUCGAAGAAAUCGUGUCAAGGUUGCGAGCUGCCCUCCGAUGAUAUACCCGACUCCACGUCCAAUUCCCGAGGACACAACAACAACACGCCCAGCGCCACCAACAAUAAUCCCAGUGCAGGAAGUUUGACUCCGAAUUCAUCGCUGGAAACGGGCAUUUCGUCCAAUUUGCUGGGCAGCACCACCGUAUCCGCCUCGAAUGUCAUCAGCGCUGAUUCCAGCGUUGCGUCCAGCGUCAGCCUUGACGAGGACAUCGACGAGAGUCCCAUCAAGGUCAAGAAAAAGGACGAUAGUCACAAUCAGGUUAUUAAAAAGGAGGCCGUGUCCACCUCGUCGAAGGCCUCGCCGUUUGGCUAUGAUUCAGGCCCCAGUUUGGUGAAUUUCCGCCGCGACUCGGAUGCCGUGGCCUCGAAUCCGCCCGCCUCCAAGGCCGUUGGCAAGAAGCGAUAUCAGAACGCCAAUGCCAAUGUGAUUGCCAUUGCCUCCCCGCUGAGUGAGAGCAACAGUGCCGCUGGUCCGGCUGGUUAUUUUCCUGGUCCUGGCUACUAUGCCAAUCCGAAUGCAAAUCCGAAUCCAAAGGCAUUGCAGCCGCCGCAGCAAAUGCCGCAAGACUAUUACGGCAAAUAUGACAUUGAAUUUGCCGCCUCGCCGCAUCACAUCCCGCACAAGCAGCAGCAACAACAACAGCAGCAGCAGCAACAGCAACAACAGCAGCAGCAACAACCGCUUCACGGCGAAUAUCUAAGUCCGAAACCAAACACCAAUGCUGCCAACACCAACGCUUUCCACCCGAAUAGCCAACAACAGCAACAACACCAGCAUGAGCAGCAAUUCUAUUACAACUACAACGACACCAACGGUGGUAGCGCGUACAUGAACCAUCAACAACACCAACAGCAGCAUCAUCCAGUUGGUGACUUUGAAGCGCCACCUAUCAACGGUCCCGGCAACUUCUAUGAUCCCAAGACACAAACCGGUGGUGCUUAUUACGACAACAUGAAUUUCCAACACCAACACCAGUCGGUUGUGUUUCAACAACAGCAGCAGCAGCAUCAUCAACAACAGCAGACGCCCCUGAAUCACCAACAACACUUGCACCACAUUGGCGCUGGGGAGACGUACAGUGCACUUGGCCUGCAAAUGGAGAACUGUGAUGGCUACAACAACUUCGGCGGCGGUUACUACGAGGCAGGGCCCGGCCAACAACAGCCGCCAGUGCCACCCACUCACACCCAUCCCCAUCAUCCACAUCAUCAUAUGCAGACGCAAGGACAUCCUCAUCUGCAUGGACACCAUAAUACGGUACCAGGAGCUGCUGUUCAAGUUGUGGGUGCUCCGCCAAAUUCCAGUCCACAUGUUCACAUAGCCAACGCCAAUGCAAAUGCCAAUUUCGUGCUGAACGGAGCACCUGGUGGACAGCUGCAGGCGUUUGCCAACACUGGUGGCUCAACGGCUGCCAUCAGCGGAUUGGAGAACUCGAAUAGCUCUUCGGACUUUAAUUUCCUGAGCAAUCUGGCUAAUGACUUUGCCCCCGAGUAUUAUCAGCUAAGUUAGUUCUGGUAGGUGGACGAUGUAGGGCAAUAGAAUAUUUGAGUAUUGAGUAUAGUGUGUAAAUAAACUGCAAUGUCAUCGA
This is a messenger RNA of Drosophila sulfurigaster albostrigata, 3398 nucleotides long. RefSeq names its product homeotic protein proboscipedia (gene pb). Gene Ontology annotation, molecular function: DNA-binding transcription factor activity, RNA polymerase II-specific; DNA binding. NCBI's taxonomy places the organism in Eukaryota, Metazoa, Arthropoda, Insecta, Diptera, Drosophilidae. The transcript is spliced from 9 exons. Bases 983 to 3319 code for a protein of 778 amino acids. The record is from RefSeq and is a predicted model, not a curated record. Gene Ontology annotation, biological process: regulation of DNA-templated transcription.